UACCGGGAGGCGCCGCCAUGGGGCUCCGUAAGAAGAGCGCCAAGAACCCCCCGGUGCUGAGCCAGGAGUUCAUCCUGCAGAACCACGCGGACAUCGUAUCCUGCGUGGGGAUGUUCUUCGUGCUGGGGCUGAUGUUCGAGGGGACAGCAGAGGCGUCCAUCGUCUUCCUGACGCUCCAGCACAGCGUCGUGGUCCCUGCUGCAGAAGAUCAAGCGCCCCUGGGAUCCAAGUCCCUUUACCAUUAUGGGGUCAAAGAUUUGGCCACCGUGUUCUUCUACAUGCUGGUGACCAUCAUCCUGCACGCCACCAUUCAGGAGUAUGUGCUGGAUAAAAUCAACAAGCGGAUGCAGUUCACCAAGGCCAAGCAGACCAAGUUCAACGAAUCCGGCCAGUUUGGUUUAUUCUACGUCGUGUCUUGUAUCUGGGGCACGGUCAUUCUCAUCUCGGAAAACUGCCUGUCGGACCCCACCCUCCUGUGGAAGGCGCACCCCCACAACAUGAUGACGUUUCAGAUGAAGUUUUUCUACAUCUCGCAGCUGGCUUACUGGUUCCACGCGUUUCCGGAACUCUACUUCCAGAAGACCAAAAAGCAAGACAUCCCUCGGCACCUGGUCUACAUCGGCCUCCACCUCUUCCACAUCGCAGGUGCCUACCUUCUGUACCUGAACCAUCUGGGACUCCUCCUCCUGGUGCUGCAUUAUUUCGUGGAAUUACUUUCCCACAUGUGCGGCCUGUUUUAUUUCAGUGAUGAGAAGUACCAGAAAGGGCUUUCUUUGUGGACCAUUGUGUUUAUUUUCGGUAGACUCAUGACUUUAAUCGUCUCAGUCCUCACGGUUGGGUUUCACCUGGCCGGGUCUCAGCGUCGGAACCCCGAUGCCGUCACUGGGAAUGUGAGUGUACUGGCCGCCAAAAUCGCCGUGCUGUCGUCCAGUUGUUCCAUCCAAGCCUACAUCACAUGGAACUUAAUCAUCUCGCGGCUCCACAGGUGGAUAGAAGAUGCUAAUUUAAGGGCCUCAAGUGCCAAGAAGAAACGGUCCAAGUCUUCUAAAAAAGGAACAGAAAAUGGAGUGCAGACUUCCAAUAGAAUAGACUCUGCUCCAAGGAGGAAAGAGAAAUCUUCAUGAUGAAUUGCAGACAGGUUAAGACCUCCAAAGGAAGCUGCUCUUUACUAUGAGAUAACGCACUAGAGAUUUUCUGUUCUGGAAUUAGGUUGUGCUUUUUUGGUUUUUACUACUGUACCGUAUAAUGUAUUUUUUUAAAAAGCCAUUCCAGGGAAAGAUGAUCAAAGUGGAAAAACAUUUUGGUUAAGAUUGAGCUGCUCGUCCUCAAAAAAGUGUCAAACUGUUUAGA
Messenger RNA from Tupaia belangeri chinensis (Chinese tree shrew), 1350 nucleotides. It is a transcript of the gene TRAM1L1, whose product is annotated as translocation associated membrane protein 1 like 1. The coding region runs from base 18 to 1124 and encodes 368 amino acids. NCBI's taxonomy places the organism in Eukaryota, Metazoa, Chordata, Mammalia, Scandentia, Tupaiidae. The transcript has a single exon. Gene Ontology annotation, cellular component: endoplasmic reticulum membrane. The record is from RefSeq and is a predicted model, not a curated record. Gene Ontology annotation, biological process: SRP-dependent cotranslational protein targeting to membrane, translocation; protein insertion into ER membrane.